UGAGGUUUAAUGUCACUUCACGUUAUAUUUGUCGCUCCUAUAACUUUCCUCUUCUAACGUUCGGAGCAUGCUUCAACCCGAUUGGCUGUUUUACAGACGCUUGCAAAAUGAGCUCUGAGGUGUGCCCAUUCUGUGGGAAAGCUUACAAAAGGUUGAAGAGCCACCUGCCACAUUGCAAGGCAGCAGCGAGCUCCAAAGCACCUCCUACCAAACAUGACGUCACAGCGGCUCAGACAACGGCGUCUUCUCGGCUGGCCGACGCCCUGACCAAGCCUACAGCAAAGGGGGGAAAGUCCACACAGAUGCCGCCAGUGACUGCAAGUCCACAAUCAAAGCACAGUAAAAAGGUGUCAGUGGUAUCAUCAGCGCCACCGCAUUCAUCAUCACCAGCAAAGCCUUUACAAAGUGCAAAUGCAUCAUCUUCAUCGGAGUCAUUGUCCCUGAGUUCUGGAUCACUUCCACCAUCAACAAAGAAAAAGAAACAGAAGCUGUCCGAACAAAUCAAAGCAGCCACCAUGCCCUCUUCUACCACCUCUUCCCUCAUAUCCACCCAGUCACAACCACCAUCCCUAUCCAACACCAUCCCUAAGCCCAAAAAGAAGAGCCUACGUGACUUGAUAGAGACUGCAAAGCCCAAACAGGUUACUAAGGGAUCACUGGAGGGAACUAGAUCUUCCUCAGAGGACCUGCCCUCAGGUUCAACUCCAUUUGUGGCAGAUCCUCUAAGCUCCAGAACCACAGCACAAACAGAGACCAAAACUAAUCCCAACAAAGACUUGGUUAAAGACAACUCCCAUCCUACCUUUCUGUUCACAGAAACCAAACCAAAAGGUGCCUCUAAAAUGAAAGUGUCAAAGACAAAGAAGGCUGCACAGUCCAUUUCCACAACCAAAGAUGCCUUGAGCUCUCCGGACUCGACAGUAAAUGAAACCAGUGCAAGAUCCCGUGUCAGAGACUUGGUGGACAACGAAGGGGGAACUAAUGAUUUGUUUGUGGAUAAGAUGUUCUUGAAAUCAGAAAGUGGUCACCAGGCCAGGAUUACCCUCCAGGAUGUGAGAGCCACGUUAGGCCGAGCUAACACCACCCGUCAGUCCAGCAGGCCAAGCAUCCUGAGCCAGAUUGGACCGACUGAUGACCUAAGCAGUAAAAUCAGACCUGGUACUGGCCUCAGUCUGGUUCCACUCCCAUCAGGGAAUCAAGAAGAUGUUGAUAGCUGGUUGGUAACAACUAAAACCCUGUCAGACCAGCUGCCCAGCACCAGUUCACAACAUACAGAGCUACAGGCAGUUAAGAGAAAAAGUUCAAAGUCCAAACAAGCACCUUUAAUCCCAAUGAGACAUGAUGGUUCCCCACAGCCUGAACUCACCUCGCCUGCAACUCCGUUCCUUCCUGGCCAUCCGUUGUCCCAGGUGAGCCAAGUCAUGUCACGCCCACAUACACUGAAGGUGGGCCAUCACAUGACAGGACUCCCCACAACAUCACCAUCACUCAACCAGUUUUCCAGCCCCCAUCUUUUCCUUCUUGCACCGCAAACUCUGCCGGCGAGGGUCGAGACACUGAGAGCUGAUGAUGGGUUGACAAUGGAGAAGUCGCACCUCGAAGUCAGGAGAGAAAAUACUGCUGACAAUGGAACUAAAGGUGCUCUGACACAGCGGAGUCUUGGACAGGUGAGACUGAGGGAGCUGCCCGAGUGGCUUUCCUGCAAAGCUCCCGGACAUCCAAGAGAUGUAGUGGGAAUGAUGCAAAGAGGCUGGCAGUGGUAUAACAAGAAAUACAUUGAUGUGAAGAAAGGUGGUGUGGGGGGGCUGGCCAUGCUGUUGGCAGGAUACUGUGUGCUCAGCUACAUCUGGACUUACCCUCAUAUAAAACGUGAUCGCUGGAGGAAGUACCACUAAGGCCGAGGGAGGAUGUUUGGACAGCUUCUUUAGAUGUAGAAUUAAUCCAGAUCCAAACAUUUCCAGAGGAUUUAUGUCAGAGGAACUGGUUUCUUGUCAGUAUGGUGGCUCUCCCUGGAGCCCAUCCAGUUUCCUUCUACAGGAUUGGUUUGGUUGGUUUUUAGAAAAACGUUUUUGGAAAACACAAUUAUUUGCUUUAGAGUUUGAUGAGAAGCUCAAUGCAACUCUCAUAACCGUUAAAUAUGAAGCAAUAGCCAGCAGCUGGGUAUCUUAGCUUAGCACAAAGAGUAGAAACAGCUAGUCUGGCUCAGUGAAACGGUAAGAAAACCCACCGACUGGCGCCUUUGAAAUAAUUUACUCACUCGUUUGGUUAAACCUUAUAAAAAAUGAAGUGAAAAAACAUCAGUUUGCCUCUUUACAGAGAUAAAGCGAACAGUAACUUAUUGGAGUCUGUGCUGGUUGUCAGGCAACUGCAUAGAGCCAGGAAAUAAUCCUUGACACAUCACCCCAGUGAAAUGGUAAAUUGCUGUUGUUACACUUUUGUACAGAUUAAACAAACAAGACAUAACGUGAUAAUUAGAGAGCUUUAGAGGUGCUGCUAGGCAGAUUUUACUAUUUGACAGAGCCAAGCUCGCUGUUUUCCCCCGUUUCUGGUCUUUAUGCUAAGAUAAGCUACCUGGCUGCUGCCUGUCACUUAAUAAUGAAUGGACAGAUUUCAUGGUAUGGUAUUGAUCAUCUCAUUUCACUCUUUGCAAUAAAGCGAAUAAGUUAUUUUCCCAAAAUGGGAAACUAUUCCUUUAACAUCUGGAGGAGUUUUGAUUCUGAUACCAGUGCAUAGAGCGUAAAAAAUGAAAGCUUGUGGCUUUUAGAAAUUAAUUGCAAAUUAUUUAUUCGUGUUUAUCUUAUUUAGUUUGCUUUUUUAACUUAUUUUAGUUUGGGAGGAGGGAAUGUUCACAAGAAAACUACUUACAGUUCCUUUACAUUGGGAUUUUUUUGGUCAUCUGAGGCCAUGUGCUGCAGUCCCACUGUGUGUCCCACAGCCUCCACUAGGUGUCGCUGUUGUGUUAAUCAAACCAAAGGGCUGGGCAGUCAAAUGUUUGCUAUGCAGAGUUUUCUUAGCUCCUUUGUGCAGAGGCACUGGUGCUGGGGUCCAUGAGAGGAUUAAAGGGAACAAACAGAUUUUUGACUUGAUAAAAUCUUACUCUGGCAGCCCAGAUGUAGAGAAACAUGAAAUUCAAAAUGUCCUGACAUCAGUAUCCGUGAAAAGAUCAUAUCUGUGAGGCGGAGGGUUACAAAUCUGUUUUUCUUUUCCAAAUGCUUCCCUGUCACAUGAUGUUAUUAUGCAUGCUUAGUUCGGCAGUGCCAGUAUGUGAACACUCACAGAAUAGUAAUGGAGGGACACUGAAGGAGGUUCUCAGCUGAACUGGACCAGUUUGUUAUUGUAUUAAAAAUGAAUUUAUUGUUGACUCUCCUUGCUGCUGCAGUGAACACACAUUAGCUACAAAUGAAGAAAUGACAGUAUUUUUGUAACCUUUUUUUUCCUGACGCCGCAUCUUAGCCA
Molecule: messenger RNA, 3456 nt
Organism: Chelmon rostratus (copperband butterflyfish)
Lineage: Eukaryota; Metazoa; Chordata; Actinopteri; Chaetodontiformes; Chaetodontidae
Exons: 5
Coding region: 108-1895 (595 amino acids)
Biological process (GO): proton motive force-driven mitochondrial ATP synthesis
Molecular function (GO): proton-transporting ATP synthase activity, rotational mechanism
Source: RefSeq, a predicted model, not a curated record